Messenger RNA from Caenorhabditis angaria, 361 nucleotides. Lineage: Eukaryota; Metazoa; Nematoda; Chromadorea; Rhabditida; Rhabditidae. The record is from the annotation of a GenBank genome assembly.
AUGUCGAACAAGUCUAUAUUUCACCUGGCCACAUUUUUACUCUGCGUUUUCACAUGCUACCAAGAUUCUCAAUUGGUGAAAGGUGAUAAAUUGCCGAUUAAAAAUAAUUUUUGGUCAAGAUUUGUUUUUCUAACGAACGUUGACCUCGUGAGUCUUUUCUUUUUUUCAUAUAUAAUUGAGAAAAUGUAUUUUUUAUAGUAUCUUCAAGCAAUUUAUCAUUUGAUUGCAUUUUUGCUGUCGAUCUCUGGAGUUCGGAGAAAUUCAGUUUUUGAUUAUUUCGCAAGAACAAUUAUUGGACCACUUGGAGUUGCGGUGGCUGUUUUGUAUUGGGGUUUGACACUGGCAGACCCGAAUAGUGUGA